Messenger RNA from Salvelinus sp. IW2-2015, 200 nucleotides. The record is from RefSeq and is a predicted model, not a curated record. Lineage: Eukaryota; Metazoa; Chordata; Actinopteri; Salmoniformes; Salmonidae.
CUACUGUUCUGAAUGGAGACAACAGGAACACACAGGAGUUUCUGAAGACCAUCGUAUUGAGGACCAGAAGGACUCUAGAUGAUGACGUGUUCUUACCUCUUUACCCCAAGAAUGUGUUGGAGAAUAAGAACGGUGGUCCAUACCUCUUCUUCCAGAGACAGUUCUGGUCCUGUGUCAAGUUGCUAGGUAACAGAUAUUGA